Fraxinus pennsylvanica is the source of this 564-nucleotide messenger RNA. NCBI's taxonomy places the organism in Eukaryota, Viridiplantae, Streptophyta, Magnoliopsida, Lamiales, Oleaceae. The record is from the annotation of a GenBank genome assembly.
AUGGAUCUAAAGGGAGGCGAAAGAAGUGACGAGGGGCUGAGACAAAAGGAACCAGAUGCGAAGGCGAGGGUUGAUGGAGCCACAACGGUGAUGAAUGGAAGGUUGUUUUCAGCGUCGGCGGCGGGAGUACCACCGGAUAACGCUGUUGCGAGUUCGCAGCAGCUUCCGCCAGUCACGUUUGACGCUACUGGCAAGGACGCUACCGUUGGGAACUACGCAGCUUCUGCUGGUGAUGCUCCUCUGAUGAACUGCCUCAACGCCGGAGCUGUGUUGUCGGCGAAGAGAUGGUGUAGGCUUGACAAAGCGUUCGAGAUCCUCUUGAGGAAGAGAUUCUGUGUCUUUCCUUCUUACAUUGGUAAGUGCUGGGUGUUUAUCGAGCAGGUGUCAAAGCCAAUCUUGAGGAUAUUGUCACCAACAACUGUAGUGGAUUUGACUUCUUUGCUUAGUGUUGAUGUCUUUGAAGCAUCCAAGCCCCCACAACCUUCAGAACCCUUUUUCGCUUUACCACCCCCAAAGGCAAAUGUUCUGCGGCCCACCACUCCAAUUACAUCCUUCGUGAUAUAG